ACUUCAGAAAUAUCUUCCUCUGCCUCAACUGGAACUUCACCUCUGGACACCAUGUGUUGUAACUACUCUGGGAACUCCUGUGGCUAUGGCUGUGGCUAUGGUUCUGGCUAUGGCUGUGGAUAUGGCUCUGGUUGUGGUUAUGGCUGUGGCUGUGGCUCUGGCUCUGGCUCUGGCUAUGGUUGUGGAUACGGCUCUGGCUACAGUUAUGGCUGUGACUAUGGUUCCGGCUAUGGCUGUGGCUAUGGCUCCCGGUAUGGCUGUGGCUAUGGUUCCGGCUAUGGCUGUGGCUAUGACUCCCGGUAUGGCUGUGGCUAUGGUUCUGGGUGUUGUAGUUACAGACCCUUUUGCUACAGAAGAUGCUAUUCCUCUUGCUGUUAAUCGUUAUUCCAAAGUGUUGAAUGAGCCUUCGAAAUAACCAGUCAAUUCCAGUCCAGGGAAAUUCUGCCUUUCAAAUUCACAACAAAGAAUCAUCAUUUAUUAGGAACCUGAGUUGGCGGUAGGGAAGCCGCUUGCUAUCAAUGGAAGUCAAAGAGUUCUAUCACAUCACUGGAGAUAGAAAAUGUUAUUCUGCCUGGUUCAAGCCCCCAGCUCCCCACCUGCAGGGGAGUUGCUUCAUAAGCAGUGAAGCAGGUCUGCAGGUGUCUAUCUUUCUCUCCCCCUCUGUCUUCCCCUCCUCUCUCCAUUUCUCUCUGUCCUAUCUAAUAACAACAACAAUAAAACAAGAGCAACAAAAGGGGAUAAAUAAAUAAAUAUUAAAAAGAUGUUAUUCUGAUUAUUUUUCAAAUCAAAUUAUUACAAGUUUCCCCUACUUCAGUACUACGGUUAUUUGCAAAAGCACAAGAGAAUUAUAUAAUGGAAGUACAUAAAAAUAGAGAAAAAUAGCAAGUUUCUUAAUAAAGUGCUUCAUUAUUAAGAAGUUUGGUUGGUUUGAUGUCUGAAUUAUCUUUAACGCCAUGGUUUGUGACCUCUGAGAAUCUAGGUGACUAUAACUUGGGAUGAACAUAAUGUAUAUUUUGUUAACUCCAAUAAAAAUCCUCUGUAUGCUCA
Molecule: messenger RNA, 1047 nt
Organism: Erinaceus europaeus (western European hedgehog)
Lineage: Eukaryota; Metazoa; Chordata; Mammalia; Eulipotyphla; Erinaceidae
Product: keratin-associated protein 21-1
Exons: 1
Coding region: 52-378 (108 amino acids)
Source: RefSeq, a predicted model, not a curated record